AUGUUAGCAACGUCGACAAGACCUGCCGUCGCAGGUCCUAGUGGCAAGCCGACAUAUCACACAGUGACUGCGCUCAAAAGAUGGUCAUGUGACGAUAAGGACUUGCCUGCUGUCAACGACGUCAGGGCUAUACACGUGUACGACUUCGACAACACUUUAUUUGCAAGUCCCCUCCCAAACAAGCAGUUGUGGAACAGCGCCACGAUAGGCCAGCUGGGAAGCCCGGACAUGUUCAUGAAUGGAGGCUGGUGGCACGAUGCCAACAUUCUAGGGGCCACUGGUGAAGGCGUUGAUGAAGAGGAGAAGCGUGGCUGGGCUGGCUGGUGGAAUGAACACAUUGUCACUCUGGUCGAGCAAUCGAUGCAACAAAAAGAUGCACUGAACGUCCUCCUUACCGGCCGCGGCGAGUCCAACUUCAGCGACCUCAUUAAGCGCAUUGUCAGAAGCAGAAAGCUCGACUUUGACAUGGUUUGCCUCAAGCCUGCAAUUGGCCCUGCAGGGCAAAAGUUCAGGAAUACGAUGGAGUUCAAGCAGGAGCUGCUCAAGGACAUCGUCUAUACAUACAAGGACGCAGAAGAGCUGCGAAUUUAUGAAGAUCGCGUGAAGCACACGAAAGGCUUCCGCGACUUUUUCUUCCAGUUCAACAAGGAUCUCAUGGCUGGCCAGCUGAAGGGCAACCGCAAGCCUAUCGUGGCAGAAGUCAUCCAGGUUGCCGAGAACGCAACCCAGCUGGACCCUGUAGCUGAGAUCGCCGAGAUCCAAAAGCUGAUGAACGCACACAAUACUCGAGUCAAGAACGGCACAGCACCGCCCGGCACGGUGCCAUAUCAGAUCAAGAAGACGGUCUUUUACACUGGCUACAUGAUCCCUGCGACGAUGACCGAGAAAUUGACUUCGCUCGUAAAGCUGCCCCAAGGCACACCAGACAUCGACGUCAGGUUCCUUGCCAACAGCAUCCUCAUCACACCGAAGCCAUGUCCGAAAAGUAUCCUCGAUAAGGUCGGCGGUAUUGGAGCCAAGGUUAGGUGGAAAGUUACGGGUAUCUCCUGUUUCGAGAACAAGCUGUGGGCUGCGCGAGUCCAGCCAGUGCCAAAGACAGCAAAGUUUUACUCUGAGAAUCCUACUCCAACUGUUGUGUUGGCCAUUCGCAAGAACGGACGACCAGCAGACGCAGCGCGCAUUGUGAACUGGCACCCAGUUUCAGACGAUCAGGCCUUCGAGUUUGAUAGCGUAGUGGGUGAGAAGCAGAUGCUGCGCAUUGAAGAAGAGACUGCGAACGAGAGCGAGUGGGAGAGCUACUUCCCUAACAAGUCCUACCGUAAGCGCUCUGCAGAGCCCAACAACCAACAUGGUGAUCACCGGUCACACAACGCACGCGGCAAAGACGACAACCGCCCAUCAGGAUACCGUGGCGGCAACCGAGAUCGUGGUCGUGGCGCCCACAGGAAUAACCAGUACGGCAACCGAGGCAACCGAGGCGGAUACCGCGGCGAUCGCGGCGGUCGGGGCCGUGGUCGUGGUGGUGGAGGCGGUCAGUCACAGUACAGAAGCCUGGACGAUGUUGGCAGCAACUACGGACAGUCCGGUCACGACAACAACCCGGACGCCUUCUACUGA
Molecule: messenger RNA, 1617 nt
Organism: Macroventuria anomochaeta
Lineage: Eukaryota; Fungi; Ascomycota; Dothideomycetes; Pleosporales; Didymellaceae
Exons: 2
Coding region: 1-1617 (538 amino acids)
Biological process (GO): rRNA methylation; box C/D sno(s)RNA 3'-end processing
Cellular component (GO): box C/D methylation guide snoRNP complex; small-subunit processome
Molecular function (GO): histone H2AQ104 methyltransferase activity; rRNA methyltransferase activity; RNA binding
Source: RefSeq, a predicted model, not a curated record